Molecule: messenger RNA, 597 nt
Organism: Plasmodium berghei ANKA
Lineage: Eukaryota; Apicomplexa; Aconoidasida; Haemosporida; Plasmodiidae
Product: DnaJ protein, putative
Exons: 7
Coding region: 1-597 (198 amino acids)
Biological process (GO): protein refolding
Cellular component (GO): cytoplasm
Source: RefSeq, a predicted model, not a curated record
AUGAAUUAUCAUAAGAUUUUAGGUGUAACAAGAAAUGCUUGUAAAAAAACAAUUCGUGAGGCAUACUUAAAAAAAGUCAAAUUAUACCACCCAGAUUUAAAUAAAAGCCCUGAUGCCACAACAAAAUUUAAGCAAAUUCAGGAAGCAUAUCAAGCUCUAUAUAAUGAUAAUUACUCACAAAAAUUGUAUGAUAGCGAAAAUACUUAUAAUCAAAGAAGCAAUUCUGAAAAUAAAAAAAGCAAUAAAAAUUAUAAUGAGUUCAACGAUUUCCAUAGAGCAUUUUAUGAAGAAUUUCGUAGAAUGACGAAACAGGAAAAACACGACGAAUAUGCAAGAUAUACGAAUAAUAAUUACAGAUACAGCAUUAAUGACAUUUUUCAUAAAUAUCCUAGGGAAUUUUUUUACAUAAAUUUAAUGUUUAAAUUAUUUCCCCUAUUAGUGGUUCCAGCUAUAUUCCUUUUUGUUGUAUAUAAGCAAUAUAUUUUGAAGAGCUAUUUUAAAGAAAAGCCAAUACUUAUAUAUGACUCAUAUGGGCGAGCCUUUUUGAUAGAUACGCAUGGGAGGAAAUUUAGAGCAUCUGAAUUCGAUAAGUAUUAA